AUGGCCGACUUCUUCGUCAAGCAGGGCACGAACUUCGUGCGCAGCUACGCGAACAGCCCGCAGUGCGUCCCGUCGCGCAGCAGCAUGUGCACCGGGCGGCGCACGGACCAGAUAGAAGCCCGGUCCAAUGAGAAAGGCCUUGCUGCAUCGGAAGACGGGACACUGGAUAAGACUUGCAUCUAUACUUCUAUGGCACCAGUGCGCUGCCUGGGCGAAGAUGCAGAACUAUUCCGAGACCAUUUUCUCGGGCCUACGGAGACUAGGCUACGGGGUGAAGCUCUAUGGGAAGGUGGACAUCGGAGCUGGGUUGAUGAAUGA
Molecule: messenger RNA, 318 nt
Organism: Symbiodinium necroappetens
Lineage: Eukaryota; Dinophyceae; Suessiales; Symbiodiniaceae
Source: the annotation of a GenBank genome assembly